GUCAGGCUGGGGUGGGUGGAGUGGCAACCAAACACGCACCAAACGUUCGCUCGCUGGAGGCCGGAAAAAAAGGCGAUCAGUUCCGCUUCUCCACGACCAUCGGUCGCCGCAGCCAUAGCCGUUCACCACCGCCGCCGCCGCCGCCGCCGCCUCUACUCUACUCCCAUAAAACAAAAGCGUCCCCAGAAGCCAAACCUUUCGCUUCGACCCGCGGCGCCCUAGAAAAGCCGAACCCAACCCUAACCCUAGCCCGAGGGCUCCUCGCCGGUGUCGGCGAUGGAGAUUACUGAGUCGGAGCCGGCACCGGAGCUUCCCGCGGAGGAGGAGAUGGCGCUCAUCCGAGAUAUCACCGCCGCCGCGGAGGCCCACGCCAAGGAGGGUGACAUCUUCUUCCUCAUCACAAACAGGUCCCCUGCCCGCUUCCUUCUCCUGCUUCUCGAUCCGGUCUCGGGUUCAGCCGUCUGUCUCGCGCUUUGUUUUGAGGGACGCAGUGCGCAAGGGUGGAUACUGUUUCUUUUAGAUUCACUUGCUGCUAUUGUUUGGGUGGACGGAAGGUCCUUACGGAGAGCGAUUUGAGGUAAUAUUGGAUGAGGACAGGAGCUGGAUUUGGUGAUUCUUACCGGUGCUAGUUGCUGCUGGAUUUAUCCGUCUACGUGCAUAGCUGCUGCAGAUUCGAGGGAGGCGCUCCUUGCUUUUAGUGCUACUGGCAGGAUUUUUAGUCUGGUGCUGGUGUCUAUAGUGUGCAAGAUUGGUAGUUUGAACAUUUUAUGACCUGGCAAUCCGUUGUGAGUUGGUUCAUUUUAUUACCUUUUCAAUCUUGGCCAGCAUCCAAUUUUUUGCGCUAGCUAUCUUCUGACCUGUUGUCAUGUUAUUCCGACAUUUGUUCAGUACUCCUAUAGUUUAGGCUGCUUGUAAGAUGCCUAUAUAACAUAUGCGAUUAUACCCUUGCUGAAUGACAGGUAGCUUCUGACAACUUUCAUUCUGAUAUACAAUUGCUUUAGCUGUUCCUUUGAUUUGCGUGUUAUGUACUCCCUCCGUCCCAAAGUUCUUGUCUUAGAUUUGUCUAGAUACAGAUGUGGAUGUAUCUAACACUAACUUGAUACAUCCAUAUCUAGAUAAAUCUAAGACAAGAACUUUGGGAUGGAGGUAAUACCUGUACAGUGUAGAUAUAUGUCACCGAAACUAUGUUUCUGUAGGCAUCAUCUGAAAUACAGAUUUACUUACAUAGCAUUCACAUCUUAUGUUUGACUGAUCCUGACCUGCUGUGUCAUUUUUGUAUUCUUCUUUUGGAUCUUAGACAUAUAUGUUUCUUGGUUGACUCAAAUAGGUGGUGGCAAAGUUGGAUUGACUAUGUUAUUCAUGAUUUGGCUGGUGUACCAAGUAAUGGUUCUCAUCAUCAUGAGUUCGGUUCAAAUACUCCUAGAAGGCCAGGAGCUAUUGACAAUACAAAUUUGUUGGAUGACAUGGCAUCUGAAGUCUCCGACAUACAGAUUGAGCUACAUGAUACUUUGGUUGAAGGCCGUGAUUAUAUAUUGCUCCCUCAGCAAGUCUGGGAAAAACUGCAUAGUUGACCGAUUGUUUGGAAGCGACAUAUCUCAUAGCCUGUGGUGGAUAACCAUCCGACAAAAAGAAGUUGAAAUCUUCUCUGGCAAGGGGAGCUUCCAUUUUUUCGUUUGCUUGCUUGACAGAGUAAACUUUGAAAUCUUGUUCGUAUUAACUUAGCUUAACCUUUUCAUUUUGAUCAAAACCCGUUAACAGGUAUGGUGGAGGGCCAACACUACCAAGAAAGGCAAUCAAUACUGGCUUGUCUCAAACUGAUCUAGCCAUAGAAGUUUAUCCUCUACGUCUGCAGUUACUUCUGAUGCCGAAAGGAGAGCAAGCUGUAGUAAGGAUAAGCAAGAGGGUUACAGUUGAUGAGCUCCGUAAGAAGGCGUGUGAGGUUUUUGAUUUGGUACCAGAUGAGGUGUGCAUCUGGGACUACUAUGGUCGAACAAAGCAUGCUUUGAUGGAUAACUUGGAGAAAACUCUUGAUGAUGCCAACAUUCAAAUGGAUCAAGAUAUUCUCGUUGAAGUCACCACUGAUGCAAAUGGUAGUUUGGAUGGUGCGUGCAUGAGUUCAAUCCAAGAAGAUUAUUUUGGAAGCACAUCAACUUAUUUGAUGACAAAUGCUUCAAAAUCAGGAUGCUUGAAUGAGAAUUUAGCAUCACUCUGUUAUGGUUCCAGAAGCUACAGCUCGAGUCUCAUGCAAAGCCAGUACCUGCGCUCUUCCAGUGGUGACUUGGAUAAUGUUCCUGGUACUGUUGGUAUGACCACCAGGGGAUCUCCGUCAGGUCUUACUGGGCUACUUAACUUGGGAAACACAUGUUUCAUGAACAGUGCUGUACAAUGUCUUGUGCACACACCAGAGUUUGCUAGAUAUUUUCGUGAAGAUUACCACUGUGAAAUUAAUUGGCACAAUCCUCUGGGUAUGGUGGGUGAACUUGCAUUAGCUUUUGGAGAGCUACUGAGAAAACUUUGGGCUCCUAGCCGUACGCCAGUGUCUCCACGACCAUUCAAAACAAAGUUGUCUCGGUUUGCACCUCAGUUCAGUGGAUACAACCAACACGAUUCACAGGAGCUGUUGGCAUUCCUCCUGGAUGGACUGCAUGAAGACUUGAACCGUGUGAAACAUAGACCUUACUUAAAAUCCAAAGAUGCUGAGGGACGAUCAGAUGAAGAGGUUGCUGAUGAGUAUUGGGCAAAUCACAUUGCCAGAAACGAUUCUAUCAUUGUUGAUGUAUGCCAGGGGCAGUACAAGUCAACUUUGGUCUGUCCAGUAUGUGGAAAGGUUUCAGUGACAUUUGACCCAUUCAUGUAUCUUUCCUUACCUCUACAAUUUGCUUCAACACGGAGCAUGACUGUUGUCGUUUUCACUUGUGAUGGGAGUGCUCCACCAAUACCAUACACUGUAAGUGUACCCAAGCAAGGUAGGUGCAGGGACCUUAUCCAAGCACUCAGCAACGCAUGCUCGCUUAGGAAUGAAGAGAGACUUCUAAUCGCCGAGAUACGUAGUCAUAGGAUCCAUCUUAUUCUCGAGGAUCCAGUGCUCCAGCUUUCUACAAUUAAAGAUGAUGAUCACCUGGCAGUUUAUAGGCUUCCAAGAUUGGAAAAAAGGGCAAGUUAUGUUCAAUUUGUUCAUCGCCGUGAAGACUUGGACCUUGGAAACAAUAGCAGCUCAACCUCUUGGAAGCCAUAUGGUGUUCCUCUUCUUGCACAAAUAUCUCGCAAUGAAACUGUCACCGGUUCUGAUAUCCAUGAGAUGGCCCGUAAAAUGCUUGUGCCCAUGUUCAGAAAUCAUGUGGCACAACAUUCGGCAGUUCAAAGUUCUCUUUCCACAAGAACACAAAGCUAUCACACCGACAGCAGCAAAUUUCAGCUACAGUUGAUUGAUGAUAGCAACACAGUGAUUGAGCAAACUGAUUAUGCUAUCAGGGUUCCGCAGUCUUCGGUUGCAACUGUUAUUUUUGUCAACUGGUCCAAGUUAGAUCUUAAAAAGUUGAACACUAACCAUUUGGAGCACCUUCCAGAGGUGUUUAAGUAUGCUCCUCCCGCCAAGAGAACCCGUGGUGAACCUCUCUCACUCUAUGCAUGCUUGGAUGCUUUCUUGAGAGAAGAACCACUUGUUCCUGAAGAAAUGUGGUACUGUCCGAGGUGCAAGGAGCAAAGGCAAGCUAGUAAAAAGCUUGAUUUAUGGAGACUACCAGAAGUGUUAGUUAUUCAUUUGAAGAGAUUUUCAUUUAGUAGGUCAACUAAACAUAAGCUGGAAACUUUUGUUAAUUUCCCAAUACAUGACUUGGAUUUGACAAACUAUAUUGCUAACAAGAUACCUCAGCGUCAAACUUAUGAGCUGUAUGCUGUUAGCAAUCAUUAUGGCAGCAUGGCGAGUGGGCAUUAUACUGCUUACAUAAAGCUCUUGGAUGAGAACAGGUGGUACAAUUUUGAUGAUAGCCAUGUUUCUGCCAUCAAUGAGGAAGAAGUGAAGUCAGGUGCAGCUUACGUGCUGUUCUACAGAAGAGUUGGAGAAGCAGAUGGAGCAGCAAGCAAUGGAACCCAGUCAUGUGUGAAACGAAGCCGCAGAUCUAGCCAAAGAUAAUCUGAGUUGUUGCAUAGCUUCGCAAGUUUA
Triticum aestivum (bread wheat) is the source of this 4162-nucleotide messenger RNA. RefSeq names its product ubiquitin carboxyl-terminal hydrolase 5. The record is from RefSeq and is a predicted model, not a curated record. Gene Ontology annotation, biological process: protein deubiquitination. Bases 1862 to 4132 code for a protein of 756 amino acids. Lineage: Eukaryota; Viridiplantae; Streptophyta; Magnoliopsida; Poales; Poaceae. Gene Ontology annotation, molecular function: cysteine-type deubiquitinase activity. The transcript is spliced from 12 exons.